This is a messenger RNA of Daphnia carinata, 1772 nucleotides long. Its product is annotated as protein spinster-like. Lineage: Eukaryota; Metazoa; Arthropoda; Branchiopoda; Diplostraca; Daphniidae. Gene Ontology annotation, cellular component: membrane. The coding region runs from base 70 to 1692 and encodes 540 amino acids. Gene Ontology annotation, molecular function: transmembrane transporter activity. The transcript has 13 exons. The record is from RefSeq and is a predicted model, not a curated record. Gene Ontology annotation, biological process: transmembrane transport.
UCGAAUGUUUUGUUUUGUCUCAUCUCUAGACGGUUAAAGGCUUUUUCACGUCCGUAAAGAUCGAUCGCAAUGGAUGCCGGAACAGACAACCAGUUGGCGGAAACAACUUCCGAUGGCAAUAAAGAAAAACUCGAACUACCGGAGGAUGAAACCGUUCAAGUGGAAAGCAAGAAACAAUCUCGCUUGAAAGUAGCUACCGUUUGUAUUCUUUGUUUUUUCAAUCUCACCUACUACAUGGAUCGAUUCGGCAUCGCCGGUAUCCUGACAGCAAUCCAGUGCGAUCUAGGAGCUACUGACUCACAAGCUGGCCUCUUACAAACAGCGUUUAUCAUUCCAUACGUCAUUUUUUCUCCUGUGGUUGGUUACCUAGGAGACCGAUACUCACGAAGGUUAAUUUUGUUACUUGGAAUCUUUUUCUGGUCUUGCGCCACAUUGACGGCUAGUUUUAUGCCAGAACUGUGGUCGUUUAUCGUUGUCAGAUCAUUGACUGGCGUCGGGGAAGCCUGUUUUAGCUCUUUGGCCCCGGCAAUUAUUAGCGAUCUCUACGCAAGUAACGUCCGCUCGAAAUACCUUGCUGUCUAUUACUUCGCUAUUCCAGUAGGAAGUGGAUUGGGCUAUAUUAUUUUUGCUGAAGUAGCCACCGCAGCCGACGAUUGGCGAUGGGGUUUGCGAGUGACGCCCGUUUUCGGGUUCAUAACCGUUGUGUUGAUCCUGCUGUUCCUCCAGGAUCCACCCCGCGGCCAGAGCGAGGGUAGUAGGAUGAAAACCACGUCAUGGAUGAAUGACCUAAAAUAUUUCGCCACACAUGGAAGUUACAUCUGGAUCAGCAUCGCCUCGACAGCUGUGGCUUUCAUUGCUGGGGCGUUCGGAGCAUGGGGACCUAAGUACAUCACGUUAGGACUGGUGACGCAACAGGAGCAACAGUCGGAAGACAUCAGUGAUCUCCUCGGCAGAGUGUCAUUGGUCUUUGGGUUCAUAACGGUCGUGACUGGCCUAAUGGGCGUGAUUUUCGGCUCUUUAAUGGGAACGAAACUACGCGGCAAAUAUCCGACGAUCGACCCGGAAAUUUGUGGUUUUGGAGUUCUGGCUAGCGUACCACUAAUUUUCGCCAUGACAAUCUUAGCCCGCGGUCCUGAAGCUCCCACUUACAUUACCUUCUUCUUCGGCCAGUGGUUUCUCAACUUGAAUUGGGCCCUUGCCACAGACAUGCUUAUGUACACUAUUGUUCCUACGAGAAGAUCAUCUGCUAAAGCCAUCCAGAUUCUGUUGAAUCACGUCCUUGGUGAUGCUGGGAGCCCAUACAUUAUUGGAUUGUUAUCGGACGCGUUUAAACCCCUUGUGGACUCGGGCUACAGUACCAAGUACCUUGCGUCUCCCUCCUCAUUUGUACGCAAUGGAACGCUUCCAAUUGAAGAGCAAGAUUGUGACUUGUCACCCAUUGAUGUCACGACAGCCGAGCGGGACUUCACGGCCCUUCAAUACGCCUUGUUUAUUGCGUUAUUCAUUCAGGUCCUCGGUGCAUUUGCGUUCAUCGCCACUUCGUGGACGAUCAUCGAUGACAAAGCGGAAGUCGAUCGAGCUGCAGCCGUAAAUCAAAUUAAAAAUGCAAAUUCCAUUCAGUCUGACUCAGUAAGCGAUUCAAUGAAACCAACAGUACUCCCUCCUGCCAUUGUUAUUAGCGAAUACUUGUAACCAUUUCAUUUUGCUCACCGUCAUUAAGCAAAAUUCUUAAAUAAAUAAUAACUAUGCAGUGAAUCCAAGAAAUGAACUUA